AUGAUUGCAGACGCCAUGGCCAAGGUCGGUGGAAGUGGUGUGAUCUCUUUGGAGGAGUCCCAGUCGACCACUACCGAAGUGGAAUUGACAGAGGGAAUGAACUUGGACAAGGGAUAUCUAUCUCCGUACCUGUGCCUCGAUGCAUCCAACCCGACGAGUCGAACUUGGGAAGCGAAUGCACCGCUCGUCCUGGUCACGGACCAGAAGAUCUCCAUGGCCCAACAGGAGUUGAUCCCCAUCUUGACCAUUGCAAAGCAGAUGUCUAAGCCACUCCUUGUUGUGGCGGACACCAUCGAGAAAGAGGUGCUGGCGACGUUGAUCGUAAACAAAAUUCGAGGCAUUGUCGACUGCUGUGCGAUUCAAGCACCCGGUUUCGGUGACAACCGAAAGGCCAUUCUGCAGGACAUUGCCUUGGUGACCAACGCCACGUACAUCACAGAGGACCUGGGCCGCAAGUUAGAGUCCAUCACGGCCGAGGACUUCGGCUCAGCCCGCCGAAUAUCCGUGGGCAAGGACUCGACCACGAUUGUGGCAGAUGCACCCAAAGAGGCUCUGGAAGAGCGCUGCGAGCAGCUCCGAAGGCAGAUCGAGGAGACGAAGAGCAGCUACACGAAGGAGCAGCUCGAGAAGCGCCUCGCCAAGCUUGUGGGCGGCGUUGCCCUGAUCAAGGUUGGUGCGACAACGGAGACUGAGUUGAAGGACAAGAAGCUCCGACUGGAGGAUGCGAUCAAUGCGACCAAGGCCGCAGUGGAUGAAGGCAUCGUACCCGGCGGCGGUGCAGCUCUGUGCCACCUCUCGCAAGCGCUGCGGUCGUGGGCACCGGAGAAUCUCUCAGAGGACGAGCUGAAGGGCGCCCUCAUCGUUGCCGACUCCAUGAGUGCACCUCUCAAGCGCAUUGCGGCAAACUCUGGCCAAAAUGGCGAGCUCGUUGCUGAAAAGGUUGCAGAUACAGCAGACACGAAGCAAGGCUUUGACGCGCUAAUGUUGCAGUAUGCGGAUAUGCUCGAGCGGGGCAUCAUCGAUCCGGCGAAGGUCACUCGAUCCGCCCUGCAGAAUGCAACCUCCAUUGCAGCCAUGAUUUUGACUACCGAGUGUGUGGUCGUCGAUGCUGACAGCAAGGAUGACGAUGCCGACGAUGGGGAGGAGGAUUUUGACGAUUACUGA
Molecule: messenger RNA, 1164 nt
Organism: Symbiodinium necroappetens
Lineage: Eukaryota; Dinophyceae; Suessiales; Symbiodiniaceae
Source: the annotation of a GenBank genome assembly